UCCAAACCACAUACACAUCAAAGAAACAGGAUUUGCAAAACACCCAACACCGCUCUCUCUCCCAGUCUCUGUCACUGCUCACAAACAAGGGACAUCUCUUCCCCCACACACACACACUAUCCUUCUCCAUCUCUCCCAAGUUUCCCCUUUAGUCUGAGCCCUCAAGAUGCCCGCCAAGUCCAUCAGCACCCAAGCGGAUGGCAAGACGUUUGAGCAGCUGAGGCAGGAGUGUCUACAGAAGAAGAAACUGUUUGAGGACCCAGACUUCCCUGCUUGCGACUCAUCCCUCUACUACAGCCAGAGCGUGCCCAUCAAUUUUGAAUGGAAGAGACCUGGGGAACUUUGUGAGAAUCCCGAAUUCAUAGUUGGUGGGGCUGAUAGGACAGACAUAUGUCAAGGAGCACUAGGGGACUGCUGGCUCCUGGCGGCCAUUGCCUCUCUGACCCUCCAUAAGGAGACCCUGACCAGAGUGGUCCCCAACGACCAGGGCUUUGACCGCAGCUACGCCGGCAUCUUCCACUUCCAGUUCUGGCAGCACAACAGAUGGCUGGACGUGGUGGUGGAUGACCGACUGCCUGCUGUAAGGAACCGCCUGGUGCUGCUCCACUCUGCCUCCAACAACGAGUUUUGGAGCGCACUGCUGGAGAAGGCCUAUGCCAAGUUGAACGGGAGCUAUGAGUCCCUGAAGGGAGGCUCUACCCUAGAGGCCAUGGAGGACUUCACCGGCGGCGUUGGGGAGACGUACGAAACCAAAAGCGCUCCAACCGACCUCUUCAACAUCAUGAAGAAGGCCUACGACAGAGGCUCAAUGAUGGGCUGCUCUAUAGACAUCACCAGCUCUGCUGAGUCAGAGGCCCAGACAGCUUCAGGGCUGGUGAAGGGACAUGCCUACUCCAUCACAGGCCUUGAGGAGGUUAACUACAGAGGGAAAAAGGUCAAGCUGAUCCGGAUCAGGAACCCUUGGGGACAGGUGGAAUGGAACGGUGCCUGGAGUGACGAGUCUAGGGAGUGGAAUGUAAUCGACAGUUCUGAGAAAAAACGCAUUCUUCAGAACGCCAUGGAUGAUGGUGAAUUCUGGAUGGAGUUUGAGGACUUCAAGGCCAACUACGACAAGAUAGAGAUCUGCAACCUGACGCCGGACUCUCUGACGGACGACACCAAGCGGAAGUGGGAGGUGAACAUGUUCGAGGGAAACUGGAUCCGUGGCUCCACCGCAGGCGGCUGCAGAAACUUCAUAGAUACAUUUUGGACCAACCCUCAGUUCAAGCUGACCCUGCUGGAUGCUGACGAUAAUAAUGAUAAGUGCAGCGUGGUCAUCGCUCUGAUGCAGAAGAACCGCCGUGCGCUGAGGAAAGAGGGACUGGACCUGCAAACCAUCGGCUUUGCACUUUACGAGGCCCCUGCAGAUGAGGACCACCUGGGGAAAGACUUCUUCCGCUACAAUGGGUCCAAGGCUCGCAGUAAGACCUACAUCAACGUGAGGGAGAUCUCCGAGCGCUUCACCUUGCCCCCAGGGAACUACCUGCUGGUUCCCACCACCUUCCAGCCCCACGACGAGGCCGACUUCAUCAUACGCAUCUUCUCGGAGAAGGCAGCCGGAACCAUGGAGAUGGGUAACACAGUAGAUGCUGAUUUGCCAGAUCCUCCAAUGCCCAGUCUACCAGAGGAGGAGACGGAUGAGGAGAAGGGACUGAGGAGAAUGUUUGAAAAGAUUGCUGGUUCGGACCAGGCCAUCUCUGCCAGGGAGCUUCAGCAGGUGUUGAAUGGAGUACUUAGCAGGAGGAGAGAGAUCAAGUUUGACGGUCUGAGUCUCAACACCUGCCACAGCAUCAUCAACCUGAUGGAUGUUGACAAUUCAGGGCAGCUUGAGUUUCAGGAGUUCAAGGUCUUCUGGGAAAAGAUGAAGAAAUGGAUUAUGCUCUUCAUUUCUUAUGACACGGACCGGUCAGGGAAGAUGUCCUCCUAUGAGCUCCGCAUAGCUCUGAAAGCAGCAGGCAUGCAUCUGAACACUAAGCUCCUCCAGCUGCUUGGCUUGAGGUUCGCUGACGAGAACUACGACAUCGACUUUGAUGACUACCUCACCUGCAUCGUCCGCCUGGAAAAUAUGUUCAGGGUUUUCCAAGCAUUGGACCAAAGCAAGACAGGUCAGGUCAACAUGAACAUACUGCAGUUCCUCCUUCUUUCCAUGAACGUCUGAAGAGGAUCCAGUGGAAGAACAAAGUAAAAUAACGGGCUUGGGGUGCAAUAUGUGUUGCUUGCAAAUACACUAAUAUCGAGUCGUUCCCAACGGAUACACUAGUUAUAAUUAAUGCAUAAAACAUACGCUAUAUAGUUAUAGCUAUGUUUUAACGUUGUAUGCCUUUGUCUCUCUUGAAUUCACUCAAUAGAGACAUUUUGUUUUAAAACGAAACCAACAUACUUGUGCCACAGUUUGGAACUUAUGCCUCUUGUAUUUGACAAUCAGGAGGAUUUGUGUUAAAUUCUGUUUACAGAGAUGCUCCAAUAAUAAAUAAUGCACUGAUCACGUUUUUAAAGUUUCAUCAUGUUGACACACCGUUUCAGUUGUUUUCUCAGUUUGGGAUUAAACCAAAUAAAAAUUAUAUUAUGAACAUUUAA
This is a messenger RNA of Oncorhynchus keta (chum salmon), 2616 nucleotides long. RefSeq names its product calpain 9 (gene capn9). Gene Ontology annotation, molecular function: calcium-dependent cysteine-type endopeptidase activity; calcium ion binding. The transcript is spliced from 19 exons. Gene Ontology annotation, cellular component: cytoplasm. The record is from RefSeq and is a predicted model, not a curated record. Bases 167 to 2197 code for a protein of 676 amino acids. Lineage: Eukaryota; Metazoa; Chordata; Actinopteri; Salmoniformes; Salmonidae. Gene Ontology annotation, biological process: proteolysis.